AAGUAUGAACAAUUUUCGUCUAUGGUUAAGCGUCACUGGCAAGUAUAGAUAAAGAGAACAUAUAGUAAUAGGAGAAGGACAAAGAUAGAAUAAAAAUUAGAAAAUCAGCGCCAUCUUCAGAGUGCCGUAAAUGAAACUAACUAUAGAUAAAAAAAGCAAAUAGAAAUAGAUAAAAAUUAUAAAAUCAGUGUCAUCUUCAGAAUAUCGCAAAUGAAACACAAGGAGGCAAGGACAACAAAUAAUAAGAAAAGGUUAAAGAUAGAGUAAGAAUUAUUCAACUACGUUAUCUUUUGAAUAUUAAAAAUGUAAAAGCAUUCAAGAAAUGCUACAUAAAUUUUAUUUACAUUAGCAUGUAAAUAUAGCAUUGAAAUUUUUAUUCUAUUUCUAUUUUUUUUUCUAUUUUUUAUUUCUUAUUAUAUUAUUAUAUUGUUUUUAGUUCUUAGUAUUCUGCAAAUGGCGCUGAUUUUCGAAUUUUUAUUUUAUCUGUACUUCUAUUAUUUAUUAUUUAUUAUUCUAUAUUAUUUUUUUUUUUAAUCUAUACUUGUUUUAUCCAUAUUGUUGUAUUCAAAAUUUAUGCUCAAAAUGAUUUCAAUAUUUAAUUGAAUUUAUUAUUUUCUCUCUUUAAUCUAUUAAAAAUGAUUAAAAAUCUCUGGAAUUUAUUCAAUCCAAUGUUAUUAAUAUAUCCAUCAUAAAUAUCAUUAUUUAUAUUUUAUUGAUUUUUAUUGUUUUUAUUGAUAUUUUUUGUUUAUUAUUAAAAUUUAAUUAUAUAUAUAAUAAUAUAUAUAAUAAUAUAUAUAUUCAUAUAAAUUUCUCCAUGAUUCAACAUCGAUAGUUAUUUUCGAGAUAAAAUGGCGGCGUACAUACAACCUAGUAUAAUAUCAAUAUUACAGUUUUACAUUUUUUAAAUAUUUAAGUAUUAGAAAUAAACACAGUGACAAUAAGUAACUUUAAAAUCUAUAAAAAUUUUAAACAUAUGUUUAAAUAAAUAUCUAUUAAAUAUUCUAAUUUAUUAUAACGUAUUAAUACGUCGUAUCUAUGUAAUUUAUAUAUUACUUUUUUUAUGUUAGUCAUAUUUUAAUGUUACAUUUAUGUUACAUUAUUUAUAAAAUAUUUUAUCUAAUUUGAAAAAUUAAUAAAUUAGUGCUAAAUAAAUAAGAUGCAUACAACUGGAAAUUUUAUUUUACAUGGUGGUGAUACAGCAUUUGCAAAUAGACAAAAAUUAUUAUUUGAUAAAUUAUCAGAUGCAGAACAAGAAUGUAAUAAGAAUAAAAUUGUUAAUGAACCCAUGGAUAUGGAUUCAAAUAUUGAACAAUCAAAUUAUUUUCAAAUUUUAAAAGCUGGCCGUCAAAGUCAAACAAGAAGAUUUCGUGGUAAAGAAAGUAUAUUUAAGAGACCAGAAGGUCCAGCACCACGUGCUCUUAAUAGAAGUAUACCAGAUUUUCAUAAGAAUCCUCAUAAAUGGAAAAAAUAUAGUUUAGAUGAUGUAUCUAAUGAUGACAUGACAGAAGAAAGUAAUACAAGAGCUGCAUUGUCAUUUCUAAAAGAAUUAAAAGCAAGAAGAUCAUUGGAAAAACUGAAACAAUCAGAAAAAAUGGAUAUAAAUGAAUCUGAUUUAGUUAACAAAAGUCAAAUGAAGAUAAUAUUUAAAUCCAAGAAAAAGAAAAUAUCUACUGAAAUUGGAUUUAAAAAACCUGAAAAUAAUACUAAUAAUAUAGAUAAUAUACCAAUUAUUAUUGAAAACAACGAUAAGCCAGUCUUUAAGAAUAGUAAACUUAUUAUGCCAGAAUAUGUUGUUGGUCAGAAAAGAAAGACAAAAGUUAAGAAAGAAAAAUGUGUAGCGAAGGUAGAUAGAUCAAAACAACUUAAAUUAGAUCAUCUAGAAGAACUUGAUGAAGAAGAAAAUUAAAUAUUAAUGAAUUAAUUAUUAUUUAAAAUUUUCUGUAUAAUAUGAGUAUUUAAUAUUGUGUUAUUGAUUAAAUUGAUUAAUUGUACUUUGAAUAUAGCAGCAAUAAAUAUACUGUACAUCAUUUUAGCUAUAAAAUGUUCUAUGUUUUACAAGA
Apis cerana (Asiatic honeybee) is the source of this 2060-nucleotide messenger RNA. Its product is annotated as U5 small nuclear ribonucleoprotein TSSC4. NCBI's taxonomy places the organism in Eukaryota, Metazoa, Arthropoda, Insecta, Hymenoptera, Apidae. The record is from RefSeq and is a predicted model, not a curated record.